CCGGGAUUAGCGACUCGCUCCGGCUCUUCUCUGCGGUUUUUUUUUUUUCUUUUUGGUGCCCUUUUCCCUUCCUUUUCUUUUUUUUUUUUUUUAAUAUAUUAUUUUUAAAUAAGGUGGGUUUCCCCUCCCCGGGGGGAGCGGGCGCGAGGGGCGCGGGAGGAAUGAGCAGCGGGUUGGUGCUGCGCACCCCGCUCCCCGAGGACGCCUCGGCGUUCACCCCCCUGAAGCCCGUCACCAUGUCGGGGGAACCCGGCGAAGACCCCCCCGUCUUUGAGGACAUCAAACCCCCCACCCGGUCCCUGGAAAACCCACCCGACCUGGCGCAGCUGCACCCCAUGAGGAUGGAACAGCGGAUGCCGCCGCUCAUUCUUGAGGGACGGUCUGAAAUGGACAAGUACCUUUCAACCGAGGUGCCCCCCAUCCCCAUGAUACCAGACAAGAAGUACCGCCGAGAGAGUGCCUCAGUGGUGGACGAGUUCUUCUCCACAGAGAAGCCCACUUCUACGCCCUACAGCGUGAACAUCAACGUGAUCCUGCCAGACACGACGCACCUCCGCACUGGACUUUACCGGCCACCCAAACCCAUGGCACCCUUCCCACAGAUCAAAACAGAGCCUGGCACCAGCUUUGCCCAGCCCUGCUCUUCUGCCUCUGGCUCCACGCAGACCCUGCCCGACUUCACCAGCGUCUUCAGCAUGCCCCAGUCGGUGGCAGUGAACAACAUCUUCAUCAAGCAGGAGAUGCCCUCUGAGAUCCCCUUGUCCACCAACCCGCAGCAAUCCCAGCUUUACCAGCUGCCUCUUGGCAACGGAAGCGCUGACAUUACCACCUUGACCUCCUCCUCCAACAGCACCACAGCCAUCAACAGCCUCAGUGGUGUCACCAUGUCCACAGGUAACACCAUGUCCAGUGUGGUCCACAGGCCCGUCCAGCCAGGAGGGCCAGUUAAGCAGUACCCACACAUCUCCCAAGGACAGGGAAACUACAACAUCCCAGGGCAGUUCUACCCUGCUCCAGGGGUGACCCUGCCCCCGUCACCCCCCAACUCGCAGCCUGGCAGCCCGGAAAAUCAACCUGAGCUCAUUAACACUAUCUCUCCCCCACCAUCCUAUGAAGCUACUUUUGGACUGAAGUUGGUCCAGUCAUCGCAGGUCCCCCCAGUCCCCAACGGCCUUGGGACCCUCUCUCAAGGGCACAUUGUCAUGCAGCCUCCCAAAUACAACAGACGCAACAACCCUGAGCUGGAGAAGAGGAGAAUCCAUCACUGUGAUUUCCCAGGUUGCUCAAAAGUUUAUACCAAGAGCUCCCACCUGAAGGCCCACCAGAGGACUCACACGGGCGAGAAGCCCUACAAAUGCACCUGGGAAGGCUGCGACUGGCGCUUCGCCCGCUCCGACGAGCUGACCCGGCACUAUCGGAAGCACACGGGGGCCAAGCCCUUCAAGUGCUUGGCCUGUGGCCGGUGCUUCUCCCGCUCCGACCACCUGGCCCUGCACAUGAAGAGGCACCAGAACUAGGAGCCGCCGACCUUCGCCCACGUCUCCGAGAGCAGCUGAAACUUUUUGCUUCUGUGUCUAUUUGUUUUGGUUUUUUUUUUUUUUUUUCUCCUGAGGGGACCUCUCCUCUUCUCCUACGUAGGAACAAACCCAUGCUGUGAUCAACCGGCAGGGCAAGGGUGGCUGGCAAGCCUCCUCUGUGAGCCCUGUCCCCAACUCCUCCUCGUUUUAAAAGAAAUCUCAUUAAAAAAUAAGUUAUAAUUACAAACUGAUCUCAUGACGAGGCUCCCGGUGGCACUGGGGCGAUCGACCUUGGAUUCCAAAGGACUUUCUUCCAGCAAGCCUGCUAUUUAUUUGUCACUCAGGAGCAUCUGUCCUUUGUGUCUCAAGCUCAUUGGGAUUGGUUUUGGACCCCUUUUCGGGGCGCUGCCUUUGGAGAGCCUGAGGAGUGUCACGAGGGGUUGGCAGCCUUGGCUGCACGUGAGGUUUCUCACGUCAGACUGGGGGUGGAAUCCCCUUGGACUGCCCCACGACGUGGCCAUGGAGGUGGCACCUCUGACAUGUGACAACAAGGGCACAUAGAUGCCCAGGGCUCUUUGGGUUGACAAUCCCAGUCUCGGUGGGGGCACAGAAGAGGAAAGGGCCAAUGACAUGUUCACCUGACGUGCCUUCAAGCGAGGGGCAGCACAAAAGCAGAUGACCAAAGCCAUCAUCUGUGUCCCCCUUGAGCCCACCUGUGGCUUCCUGGCAGCCAGCUCACUCAGGGCUGCGAAUCUGCCCUGCUCGGCCAGGUUUUUUUUGGUUGUGUCCUUAGCAUUUCUGCUUCCAAGAUGAAUUUUGACUUCAGGUGUCUCUGGGAGGACCAGCGCGGGUCUUGAAGCCACCCAGGGGACUGCAAAAAAGAAGCCACUGACAAAGGUCUGGUUUCCCAGAACACGCUGUGCCUUUCUCCAUAAAGCACUGGGCAGGCUCUGCUGCUGCUGGGAACACGCACACGAGGAAUCAGCCAUCACCAAUCAUCACACCCGGCUUUUGCUGUUGCCAUUUCCUCACGUCCAGACAGAAAAGAAGGAAAAAAAAAAAAAAAAAAAAGGAAAAAAAGCAUCUU
Molecule: messenger RNA, 2604 nt
Organism: Calidris pugnax (ruff)
Lineage: Eukaryota; Metazoa; Chordata; Aves; Charadriiformes; Scolopacidae
Product: Krueppel-like factor 5
Exons: 5
Coding region: 162-1517 (451 amino acids)
Biological process (GO): regulation of transcription by RNA polymerase II
Molecular function (GO): RNA polymerase II cis-regulatory region sequence-specific DNA binding; DNA-binding transcription factor activity, RNA polymerase II-specific
Source: RefSeq, a predicted model, not a curated record